AUGCUCUUCCGCUCAUUUGCCGCGCUCUCAUGCGCCGCGGCUACUGCCUUUGCCCAGGGCCUCGGUGACAGCUCUCUGGAGAAGUUCACCGAUUCCCUGACCUUGGACUAUGCCUUUAGUCCCGUAAAAGAGGCCUACUGGACUGGCUUCCCUCACCAUCGCCGAACUCCCUUUGCCGUCUCGCCCGAUGGCCAAUCUGCAUACUUGGCCUAUCUCGACUCGAGCGAGACAGAUGUCCACGUCCAACAAGUCGACCCUUCGACUUUCACCGCCGUCGGCUCCGCCGUCACUGUCACCGGUGGCAAGGAGGCUGGAGGUCUCGUUGCCCACAAUGAUGGAUUCGCCCUGUUGACCAACGAGGCUCUGCCUUCUGGCACGACGGAUGCGCCUGCCGACAGCACUCCCGUCCCUGUCUUGUAUCGUUUCACCGACGGCACCCAAACCUGGAAAACCUUCCUCGGAGGUCCCGGGGUUGAUACCGAUUUUGGUCUUGCCGCCUCUCCUGAUCUGAACGGCGACUUGGUCUACUCGGAAGAGGCUGCCAUGUAUGGUGCUUACUUUGUCAUCACAGCUUACACUGGCGAUGCAUCUGGACACUACGGAGAUAGCAUCAAGUACGUGACUGACGACGGUACUCUGACAACCAUUUCUGGUGCUUCCAGCUCCUGGGGUUGCUCUCACAACACUGGUAUCAGCUUUGAAGCUGCCGAUGCCGCGCCAUUUGCCAGUAUUUGUGCCGAGGACCAGGGAGACAUCUGGCUCAACACAGCGACGCAGGGUAUGAGCGGUGUCAAGAUUUCCAACGAGAACACCACCAACGGUGGCACUGGUGAGCCCAUGGGCGGCAUGAGCGGCUCCUUCAGCGGUCUUGCCCGUCUCAUUGACAGCGACGCCUAUGUCUCCGCCUGGGUCUCCCGCGGCGCCAUUGAUCUGACUGCCAACGAAUGGAUGGGUGACGGCUACACUGCGUGCUCGAACCGCACCAACGGCCGCAACGUCGCCAUUGCUCAAUUCUCUGACAAGAACACCCUCGUCGGCGACCAGGCUAGCUCCGUGGUAGGUGCUACUGAUGGUGACUCCCAGAUCAACUGGAUCACUUCGGGCACGGCCGACUGCUCCAACGCUCACGUCGCCGCUUUUGACAGCUCGAGCGUCCUAGUUACCUGGGAAGAGAUCGAGGACCCCGACUGCCAGUUCAUCGCCAUGGGCUGCAAGGGCACUUUCACCGGAUCUCGUUUCCAGCUCGUCACUGAUGGCGCCAAGGUUGGCGAGCCUCUGGUUGAGACCGACGUUUACGUGUCCGGCGACAUGGUCACUCUCUCCGACGGCAGAGUCUGCUGGCCCUAUGUCAGCAUGACCUGGGACCUUUCUGAGCCCGUCGCUUACAGUGGUUCGACCGCUUCUACCAACUCCAUGUCCUUUGCUUGUGCGAGCAUCAGCGGCAGCAGCAGCAACAGCACUAGCGGUUCUAGCACCACCACCGCUGCCGCUACUUCUUCUGCUACUGCCGCUGCCACUCCUUCGACUGUCGCAGUUGAGGAGGACGCCAGCAGCAGCGCAACCGUUGUUUCUACUCUCAUCACCUCUGUCCGUUCGUCGUCCUCUGAUAGUGCCGUGGCGACCACUUCGGACGCUGGGGCGGUGACUGGGGUCGAGUCCGCCACCGAAGUAGUCAUCAGCGCCUCGUCGGUUCCUGUCGAGACGGCCACGGCAGCUGUCCCAACUGAGGCUUCUCCGUCUGGCCCGGCACCCACUGCAUCGAGCGGCUUUGCCUUUCCCACGGGCAGCCGACCCUCGCACCCGCAUGGGUCAGCUCGCCCCAGCCAGAGUGCUUUCCCUGGGUUCGGUAGCAACGUCGGUGGAUCGGGCCACACUUGUGGUGGUGCCAAGAAGCGUGAGGUCUAA
Pestalotiopsis fici W106-1 is the source of this 1905-nucleotide messenger RNA. RefSeq lists its product as uncharacterized. The record is from RefSeq and is a predicted model, not a curated record. Bases 1 to 1905 code for a protein of 634 amino acids. The transcript is spliced from 3 exons. Lineage: Eukaryota; Fungi; Ascomycota; Sordariomycetes; Amphisphaeriales; Sporocadaceae.